Messenger RNA from Cladophialophora immunda, 753 nucleotides. RefSeq lists its product as uncharacterized. Bases 1 to 753 code for a protein of 250 amino acids. Lineage: Eukaryota; Fungi; Ascomycota; Eurotiomycetes; Chaetothyriales; Herpotrichiellaceae. The transcript is spliced from 4 exons. Gene Ontology annotation, molecular function: oxidoreductase activity, acting on the CH-OH group of donors, NAD or NADP as acceptor. The record is from RefSeq and is a predicted model, not a curated record.
AUGUCUUACAACGAACUUGCGGGGCGAACUUUUAUCGUCACUGGUGCUGCUUCGGGCAUGGGCAAAGCGCUCUCGCUGUUGCUUGCCGAGCAAGGUGCAAAUGUGGCCUUGUUGGACCUCCAACCAUCCGAGGCCGUUGCGGAGGCGGUCGAAGCUGCUGGUGGUCGUGCUUUGACUUUGGCAUGCAACGUGCAGAAUGCUCAGUCUGUCAAUGAUGCGACCAAAGCCGUGGUCGAUCAUUUUGGCGAUUUGCAUGGUGCGGCUAAUAUGGCUGGUAUCGCUUUCACCAAAAAAACGAGCAUUGCGCAAUUUCCGCUGGAAACCCUGGAUGAUGACGAUUGGGAUAUGAUCAUGAAAACCAAUCUAGACGGAGUAAAGAACUGCCUCCGCGCACAGCUGCGGGAAAUGAAAGGAGCCGGAUCAAUUGUGAACGCCGCAAGCAUUGCCGGUCAAAUGGGAGCCUCUGGCUGUUCGCCCUACAUCUGUAGCAAAUGGGGUGUUAUAGGCAUCACGAAGACGGCAGCCAAAGAAGCGGGCAAGCGGGGAAUUCGAGUGAAUGCGGUCGCCCCAGGCAUUAUCCAGACCCCUCUUACAGCACCAGCUAACCCAGCCCGAGCGGCUGCCCUCGCUGCCACAGCUUUGGGUCGUAUGGGUCAGCCUGAAGAAGUGUCGAGGACAAUCCUAUUCCUUUUGAGUGAUCAGUCCAGUUUUAUUACCGCAUCGGUUGUGAAUGUUGACGGUGGAUACUUUUGA